GGCACGUAAUGGGAGCGCGCAGAGCAUGAUGGAGCACGCGCGGUAGCGCGAGGCGGGGCAUGUAACCAUAGCGUGCGGGGCAUGAUGAGGCACGGACGUGGGGGGUUAGGUGGGGCACGUAAUUGGAGCUCGCGGGGCAGGAUGGGGCAUCUAACUGGAGCGACAGAGAGCACGAUGGGGCACUUACAGGGGCCCGAGGCUGGCCCGCGCAGUGAGUGUGGAUGGCUUGGCAGGUGAGCCUGCUGGAGCUGGAGGACCGGCUUCAGUGUCCCAUCUGCCUGGAGGUCUUCAAGGAGCCCCUGAUGCUGCAGUGUGGCCACUCUUACUGCAAGGGCUGCCUGGUUUCCCUGUCCUGCCACCUGGAUGCCGAGCUGCGCUGCCCCGUGUGCCGGCAGGCGGUGGACGGCAGCAGCUCCCCGCCCAACGUCUCCCUGGCCAGGGUGAUCGAAGCCCUGAGGCUCCCUGGGGACCCGGAGCCCAAAGUCUGCGUGCACCACCGGAACCCGCUCAGCCUCUUCUGCGAGAAGGACCAGGAGCUCAUCUGUGGCCUCUGCGGUCUGCUGGGCUCCCACCAACACCACCCGGUCACGCCCGUCUCCACCGUCUACAGCCGCAUGAAGGAGGAGCUCGCAGCCCUCAUCUCUGAGCUGAAGCAGGAGCAGAAAAAGGUGGAUGAGCUCAUCGCCAAACUGGUGAACAACCGGACCCGAAUCGUCAAUGAGUCGGAUGUCUUCAGCUGGGUGAUCCGCCGCGAGUUCCAGGAGCUGCACCACCUGGUGGAUGAGGAGAAGGCCCGCUGCCUGGAGGGGAUAGGGGGUCACACCCGUGGCCUGGUGGCCUCCCUGGACAUGCAGCUGGAGCAGGCCCAGGGAACCCGGGAGCGGCUGGCCCAAGCCGAGUGUGUGCUGGAACAGUUCGGCAAUGAGGACCACCACGAGUUCAUCCGGAAGUUCCACUCCAUGGCCUCCAGAGCAGAGAUGCCGCAGGCCCGGCCCUUAGAAGGCGCAUUCAGCCCCAUCUCCUUCAAGCCAGGCCUCCACCAGGCUGACAUCAAGCUGACCGUGUGGAAAAGGCUCUUCCGGAAAGUUUUGCCAGCCCCGGAGCCUCUCAAGUUGGACCCUGCCACUGCCCACCCACUCCUGGAGCUCUCCAAGGGCAACACAGUGGUGCAGUGCGGGCUCCUGGCCCAGCGGCGAGCCAGCCAGCCUGAGCGCUUCGACUACAGCACCUGCGUCCUGGCCAGCUGCGGCUUCUCCUGCGGCCGCCACUACUGGGAGGUGGUGGUGGGCAGCAAGAGCGACUGGCGCCUGGGGGUCAUCAAGGGCACAGCCAGCCGUAAGGGCAAGCUGAACAGGUCCCCCGAGCACGGCGUGUGGCUGAUCGGCCUGAAGGAGGGCCGGGUGUACGAAGCCUUUGCCUGCCCCCGGGUACCCCUGCCCGUGGCCGGCCACCCCCACCGCAUCGGGCUCUACCUGCACUAUGAGCAGGGCGAACUCACCUUCUUCGACGCCGACCGCCCCGAUGACCUGCGGCCGCUCUACACCUUCCAGGCCGACUUCCAGGGAAAGCUCUACCCCAUCCUGGACACCUGCUGGCACGAGAGGGGCAGCAACUCGCUGCCCAUGGUGCUGCCCCCGCCCAGCGGGCCUGGCCCCCUCAGCCCCGAGCAGCCCACCAAGCUGUAGGGCCGCCCGGAGUCCUGCCGGCCCACAGGCCCAUCCCGGUGGGGCACCGGGGACUCGCGGGCUUCUGCUGGGUCCCGCCUGAGGUGAUAUCGUCACUGUUUAGGAAGGUCUUCAGGCCUGUGUGUCCCUGGAACAUGUAAUGAUAGGGAACAGGACCCCAGUCCCUUUCCCCUCAGCCAAGGGUGUAUUUGUAAACUUCGGCCCCCAGGCCUUGGCAGCCAGGGACACACUGAGCUCCCCAUGGUUCCUGCCACUUGCUAACCAUGCUAUCUGCGCAGACGCUUCCGAGGGCAGAAAUAGUCCCAUGUAUACCUUUUCCAUAUUACUGUGAACUUUCAACUACUAUCAAGGAUAAUAAAUUUGACUAUUUCUUUCUCUUUAAA
This is a messenger RNA of Gorilla gorilla gorilla (western lowland gorilla), 2068 nucleotides long. RefSeq names its product tripartite motif containing 50 (gene TRIM50). The record is from RefSeq and is a predicted model, not a curated record. The coding region runs from base 222 to 1685 and encodes 487 amino acids. NCBI's taxonomy places the organism in Eukaryota, Metazoa, Chordata, Mammalia, Primates, Hominidae. Gene Ontology annotation, molecular function: zinc ion binding; protein binding. The transcript has 7 exons.